CUUCUCGAAGCCUUACAGUUUAGCCAGAGUCAUGCUAUCAGGAGCAAACAGACAUCUGCUUAUGCACAAAGAGACAUAUGCUGCUAGAAAGAUUAACAUGGGCAAGUUUUCCUUUCAGAGGUAACCUUGGUCUGGAAUAGGACACUCUGAGUCUGGGGUUUGGGGGAUGUCAGUGAAGUUACGUUUUGAUUGGCCAGCAAAAGAUGGCAUGGUGCAGAGGAGUUGCUCCUUCACUGGAGUUAACACUCUGACCAACAGACAUAGGUUAUCUUAUGCUCGUACUUCUCUUCGCACCAAAGGCCUGACAGGAAAAUCUACAAGAAUCCUUUCUUCUACUCAGGUGGUUGGCAGUAUUUGGGGACAGCAGCCUGAGCAGGUGGACAGAGUAUUUCAGGUUUUACAGAAGGGGCUCAAGGAGUAUCUUGAAGGUCACAAAACAGAGCUGGAAUUCCUCUUAUCCCAGCAAAGAGACUCUACAAGGAAUUCAAGACUGGCUUUUUUCUAUGACUUAGAGAAGGAUAUAAGAGCCUUGGAAAGAUACAUACGGAGACUGGAGUUUCAAAUUAGUAAGGUGGAAGGGUUAUAUGAGACAUAUUGUAUCCAGUGGAGAUUAUGUCAAGGAGCUAUUAAUAUGAAACGAGCAUUUUCACUCUCGCCAUCUUCACGGGAAUCACGAGAGAGUCUGCUGGAGCUGAACCGCAACCACAGACAAAUCUUAGAGAAUAUGUGUUCUAUGGAAGGAGAAUUGGAUAUCCUACUGGGAGAGUUGCAAAUAAAAAUGAAAGGUUUGAUUGGUUUUGCUCGUCUCUGUCCAGGGGAUCAAUAUGAGGUAUUAAUACGACUGGGACAACAGCGAUGGAGAAUCAGAGGGCGGAUCCAGACUGAUGACCAACAGCUAUGGAAUGAAGAGCAAAUGGUUUUCCUCCCUCAUAUCCAUGAGAGCUUUGAGAUCAAGGUAACAGAGGUGAAGAACCUGAGCUCCAACUUAGUUGGAAUGGUGACAUGUAAAUGUGCAGACUUCUACAGUGCACAUCCACAAAUGAUGAUUGUUGACAUUACGGAACUGGCAACCAUCAAACUCCAACUGGAAGUGGUCUGGAAUCCUUUUGACAGUGGCAUGGUAAAGUAUCUCAUGUCAUCUGCCAGUCGACAGUCUACAAACAGCAGGAAAAUACCGUCUAUGCUGCACCAGUUUCAAAACACAGAUGGCUCUUUCUCCAUUGGCUCACAUGAAUCCCGGGGUGUGUUUCUGCUUAAUUACCUGACUGAAUCUGCCCAGGCAGUCUCUCCUUUGGUCUAUGAAAGGGCCAGUCAUCCUCCAAUCUUCCCUGACAUUUCCAUGGAUUGUCAGUCAGUGUACGAUGACUGUUUACAGACACCCCUUCCAAAGGGUGAUAAAAUUGGGAAAAUGUCUUCAGAGCCCAAGAACGGCUCUCCUGUUCGAGGUGACAGCAAGCGGGACUCUUUAACUAUUUUUCCAUGUUACAGCACUCCUGACAUUCUUCCAAAAAAUGGUGUGGUGGCCACCAAUCAGGAAUUGGAACCAGAGAAGGCAAAAGUGGCUACAAAUAAUCACACAGACAAAGUUGAAAAAGGGGUAGAAGAAAAGCAAAAGGUCCUAGUGAUGGGUGUAGGGAAUUCCCAAAAAAGAGCAGUGGCCAUGAAGGUUGGACUGUUGCAAGCACAGAUUACUACUAUCUUACAGGAGAUGAGUUUUAUCAAGGAGAUAAAGCAUCUAAAUCUACAAAUACAACAGCUUAACAAGGUCUUAAAGAGGAACAUCUACAUUCUUAAGACAUCCUCUAGAGAGGCACUAGAUGUUGAGGAAGAGGAAGUUCUGGGCAGUUUUGACUUUUUGUCCUUUGAUUUCAACACAGAAGACACCAAUUCCUGCAUGAGUAGCAGCAGGCUCAUGGACACUAGGUUCAAAGGGAACACACUGACAAGUCGAGAGGUUAUUUCAGAACUGUCGACAGAACAGCAACAUACAGGAUACAUGGCCAAAAGAACAGACAGUGAGGACAGAUGUCCACUCAGCACUGGGGAAUACAGUCUGGAUCUAACCUUGGAGAUCCACCUCAGCAUCUGUAUUGCACUACUGAGAGAACUGAGGGGGACUAAUUUGGAGUACAUGCAACUGUACAUCCUGAAAGAAAUAUCACAUCAAACUGAUGUACUUAAAAGAAUUGCUUCUUUUACACAAAGCAAGACUCCUGAUAUAUCAUCAACAGAAUUGUGGUCUGGGGCACCGAAGCUGAGAAAUGUUAUGAUGUUGUGGGAUGAAUGCUGUGAAUGUCCUCCAGCAUUUUGUUGCACUGCUGACUCAUUUCUCAGGAUACUACGCAAGCGGUUCAUUCACAAUGUGAAAGCCAAAUUGCCAGGCCAGGCUGAUACAGUCUUUGCUCGGUUAUUGCAGCAGGUCCAGUCCCCCUCAGUAAUGGUCCCACUCUCAGCAUUUACAAUAGACCUAGUGUCUAUAUUUCAGUUACAUGUGUACCUCAAGCGUUGGAAGGUCACCAACUUUGCAGAGCAUAUCUCUCAAAUAUCCAGAGAAGUGUAUUUGGUAUCAUGUCUAGAGACCCCGAAGAGGAGGAAGGUCCUCAAGAAGCUGAAGGGAAGGAUGAUCACAGAACUGCAACCAAUGGGGCAAACACUACAUCUCUUGGCCAAGUUACUUACAGAUAAUAGUCAGAAGGUUGCGUUUUCAGCUGCUUCCUGCCUCUCUAGGGCCUCAGUCUGUAAAUCCUUCAAGUUAAAGGCCGUGGUCCACUAUACAUGGCUGUUGAAAGACAAUGACAUUCAAGUGCAGCAGCAGGCAUGUUUGGCACUAAAAUGCUUAAAGGCUGUUGAAAGUGCUGAGCAAGUGGCUGAACUGUGGCACUCCACAGAUGAAGAGUUAAGGAAUGCAGCCAGAGAGACCAUUCUUUCAUUUGGGACAAAAGGUCACAAAGCUUUCCAGAGAAUGGACCAGAUACGAGCUGAGCUACAAGAGGAAGUUUAUAAAAACCUAAAAACAGAAAUAACAAUCUUCUAGUGAUCACACUAAUUCAGCUAAUUCUUUUGCUACUGUUCAGAAAAUAUAAGGAGACAAAAAACUAGUAGAAUCCCUCACAGAAGCAACUCCAGAAAAGAAACCUAAAACUAAGCUUGCAUGCAGAAAUUUAUGUAUUGAUGUAAAGCAAAAUGAAGUAUGUAGUCAUAUAGCAGGACACUACUUAAUAUUGCCUUUAAAUAUUAUUUAGCUAACCAUUUGAAAUAUUAUAAACUGUGUGAUCCAUGUUUAAUCAGUUUUGAUCUAUAUUUAAUCAACAUUGCUUACAUUAUUAAAUUCAAUAAUUGCAAAUGUGUAAAAACAACAAAAAAAAAACAAACAAA
Tachysurus fulvidraco (yellow catfish) is the source of this 3375-nucleotide messenger RNA. RefSeq names its product RIPOR family member 3 (gene ripor3). NCBI's taxonomy places the organism in Eukaryota, Metazoa, Chordata, Actinopteri, Siluriformes, Bagridae. The coding region runs from base 167 to 3034 and encodes 955 amino acids. The transcript has 23 exons. The record is from RefSeq and is a predicted model, not a curated record.